AUGUAUCCCAGCAACUACCAGACAACUCUAGAGAAUUAUGGGAUAGGGGCCCGAAUCUGGGACAUUAUACCUUGUUGUAAAAACUAGCUGCUCACCUCCACCAUGGUUGUUGAUAAGGUCUUCAAGAUUAGGGAAAUCGAGAUUUCCCAGGUCUCUUUCAUGGGGAUAAUCAGGCAGGCAGAGAGAGCUCCAAACUACAUUCACUACAAAAUCGAUUAUAUGACCACCAAGCCUAUUGAGGUCCUCCAGGGGCUGGGCAGAGAUACAAAGCAGGGGAUGACUACGCUUCCAGUGGGAGUAUAUAUCAAAGUGAUCAGCAUCCUCAAAUAUUCUGUGGAAGUGAAGAUCCUUGAGAUACUGAAAAUCUGAGUCCGGUAUGACAUGAAUGGGUUCACCACACAUAUCCUGGAAACGGUCAACACACCCACGAUGCUGAAGAAAGCCCGCCAAGCAGGUACUGGGCAAAGUGAGCCAGUUGCCGCAUCAGAAAUGGAGGAAGCCGAAAAGAAUAGCGGGUGCCGUGUCAACUUCAUCUACAAGGAGGUUCUGCGUUUGAUUUACGAUUGUCCUUGUUGGGAAGGCAAGAGCAUCCACAAGUUCCAGACCGAGCUUCUCAGCCUGAGCCUCAGAGCCAGCAAGGAAGCUAGUGACUAUCUGACCGUUGAGGACCAUAUCUACCCCACUGUGGAUGGGGAGCAUUUUAAACCUGCUGAUUGAAGACGUGAAAAGAUUUUUCAUUUUCCAAAGACACUCAUCACCAGCUAUGAGUUUGAACUGUUGACUGUUAGGAAGUAGGUUUUUUUUUUGUUGUUGUUGUUUUUCUUUCAACAAAAGCUCUCAAUUGGCAUCCUUUGGAAUCUUGCUGCUUUUCCAGCUACUUGGAACUUUUCUGUUUUGAAGCUCAGAGGGAGAUGGCAGUGGAUAAGCUGACUGGACUUUUCGUAGCAUUUACCAGCAAGCAAAUGCAAACACUCCUGGAUGGAUGAAUUUGGGGAAGAAAAGACAGAAAAAGUUGAAAAUUAUUAUUGUGUAGCAGCUUCUUUUUCUGAAAUAUCUAUGUAUUAGGAGAAAGUAGAUGCAGUCAGAGAGCCAGGUAAGAGACAAAAAACCACAAAAAAUUCUGUUGUUUGUACUUUAGACUUAUUUUCUAGGUUUGCAUUUAGCUUAUUAUAGUCCUGUUAUCUCUUGCUAAGUAUACUAAUUCAAAUGUGCUAAAGACAGCAAAUUAUAGAUUUAUUUAAUUUAUGGAUUCAGAUGCUCAGUUUAAGUGUUUAUUCAGUGAUUUGCUCUUAUUACCGUAGGUUUAUGGUUUUUUAAAAAUAAGGUUAUCCUAUGUUAAACAGCUUCAUCUUUGAAUAAUUUUUUCUUAAAAUGUGAUUAAAUUUAGUGAUUAUUUCAAAUACAGUAUGAUGAUAGACUAAAUUACAGUGUUUUAGUUACAUGAUACAUGGAUUGCAGACAUUGCUAGGAAAAUAGUAACUAAAAAAGAAACCUUCUCAGCUGCCUUUGUGCCUGGGAACUGAUGUGUUGGGAUAUAUACACCUGAAUUUAAGGCUGAGGACCAACCCUUUUUCUCCUCCAUCCUCAGAUGGGAACUGUCCUCGCGCUAUGUUCCUUGGCCUUCUUUUUAGCUUUGUCAGUUACCCCAGCACUUCUACCCAUCUUAUUCUUUAGAAGAGAUUCAUGUACUUUAGUGGGAUUCUGCCACAGGUAAGGGACUGCAAUGGAAGAAUAGUACGUAGGUCUGGCUAUAAUGUGAGUGCAAAUCAAUAAACAUUUUUAAACAGAAAACAAUUGGAUUCUCUUAUCUAUGCAUAUUUGGUGCAUGUUAGGGGUAGCAGAUAUUAAAAAUACAUUUAAAACCAUCUACUUGGCAUCCAUACUAGUUUUUCAGUUUUUAGACAGUAAACAACUUGGCGAGGGUUCCCCUAUCUCUCUGGGUGUUCCGUAUAUGUGAGCCAAACCUCUGAAGGUAAGAUACAAAUCCUGGGGAAAUACUGUCAACCAUUUUGGUCAGGGACAUUAAGCCUGAGGAAACUGGAGAACAUAAUUGAUGAUUAUAAUCCACUUGGGGUUGUUUUUGAAA
Molecule: messenger RNA, 2086 nt
Organism: Manis pentadactyla (Chinese pangolin)
Lineage: Eukaryota; Metazoa; Chordata; Mammalia; Pholidota; Manidae
Gene: RPA4
Product: replication protein A4
Biological process (GO): nucleotide-excision repair; DNA replication; double-strand break repair via homologous recombination
Cellular component (GO): site of double-strand break; chromosome, telomeric region; DNA replication factor A complex
Source: RefSeq, a predicted model, not a curated record